AUGUUGUCACAGGCAAUCACGGAUUCGAUCCUGCUGAAAGCCGACGAGUUUUGGACCAAGUAUGAUAUUACUGAGGGAGGGCGCAAAGCGAGAUUGCAACCGGGGAUUGUGGGCGCCAGAGCAAAUCUUCUUCUAGCCCCGUACGGUCGAAAGUUAGGGCCCGAUCCUGCUUCUAUCAACGCUGCUCGCAUUGGUGGAAUCGCCGCCAAUAACUCAAGUGGCAUGUGCUGUGGGACCGCCGGAAACACGUAUUUCACGAUGGAGGCUAUUCGUGUGAUUUUAUACGAUGGCACUGUGUUGGACACUAGCUUGGAGGAGAGCAAGGCCAAAUUUAGAAAGACGCACGGCCAUAUCUUGGACGCUCUUGCUAAGCUGAGGAAGGAUACCUUAGCGGAUGACAAGCUAACCAAGCUCAUUCAGCACAAAUACCGGUUGAAGAACACGUGUGGCUAUGCGAUUAACUCUGUGGUUGACUUUGAGGAUCCGUUCGACAUCCUCGCACACCUCAUCGUGGGUAGUGAGGGUACCCUAGGUUUCAUCUCUGACAUCACAUACAACACUGUGGAAGACCACAAGCACAAGGCGUCCACCAUCAUUGUAUUCGACACCGUUGCCGAAGCGUGCAACGCUGCGCAUGCACUGUCUAGUCUACCGGUGUCGGCUGUCGAACUUAUGGAUCGAAGAG
Messenger RNA from Sphaeroforma arctica JP610, 685 nucleotides. RefSeq lists its product as hypothetical. Lineage: Eukaryota; Ichthyosporea; Ichthyophonida. Gene Ontology annotation, molecular function: flavin adenine dinucleotide binding; D-lactate dehydrogenase (cytochrome) activity; D-lactate dehydrogenase (NAD+) activity. The transcript is spliced from 4 exons. The record is from RefSeq and is a predicted model, not a curated record. Gene Ontology annotation, biological process: lactate catabolic process. The annotation marks the transcript as partial.